Messenger RNA from Gekko japonicus, 1755 nucleotides. RefSeq names its product EGF-like repeats and discoidin I-like domains 3 (gene EDIL3). Bases 1 to 1755 code for a protein of 584 amino acids. The record is from RefSeq and is a predicted model, not a curated record. NCBI's taxonomy places the organism in Eukaryota, Metazoa, Chordata, Lepidosauria, Squamata, Gekkonidae. The transcript has 12 exons. Gene Ontology annotation, molecular function: calcium ion binding.
AUGGUGCCUGUGGACUCAUUUUCAGGGACAUAUUUACCUGUGCUCCUGGAUGUGUACUGGACUACUGGAUGUACUGAAAAUAACCUUGGAUUUCUACAGAAAAAGAAAACCAAAACCUGCAUAGAAGAUAUAACUGUUUAUAACUGCAGAAUGUAUUUGCCCUUUAUAACACUGUUAAAUUUUAGUAAAAUGAAAACUGAUAAAGAAUAUAAAAAGCAAGAAUACUAUCUGACAGCAUUUACAGUGGCUGACAACACAUACCCAGAAUUGAAGUUUCAGUUGAAAGAACUUCUAGAUAAAGGGGUGGUAGAGGAGGUUCCCAAUGGUUUACUCUCUGUAGGUUUCCACUCAAGAUUCUUUUUAGUAGACAAAAAGGAUGGAGAUGUGUGUGACUCCAACCCUUGUGAAAAUGGAGGCAUUUGUCUGUCAGGGUUGGGAGAUGACUUCUAUUCUUGUGAGUGUCCUGAUGGCUUCACAGACCCCAACUGUUCUAGUGUUGUGGAGGUUGAACUGGAUGAAGAAGAGCCAACACCAGCAGGACCAUGCAUUCCUAAUCCCUGUCAUAAUGGUGGGACAUGUGAAAUUAGUGAAGCAUACAGAGGAGACACCUUCAUAGGCUAUGUCUGCAAGUGCUCAGAAGGAUUUAAUGGGAUCCACUGCCAACAUAAUGUGAAUGAAUGUGAAGCUGAACCUUGCAAGAAUGGUGGAAUUUGUACAGAUCUUGUAGCUAAUUAUUCCUGUGAGUGCCCAGGUGAAUUUAUGGGAAGGAACUGCCAAUAUAAAUGCUCUGGGCCAUUAGGAAUUGAAGGAGGAAUCAUUUCAAACCAACAAAUUACUGCAUCAUCCACUCAUCGGGCUCUUUUUGGGCUCCAGAAAUGGUAUCCCUACUAUGCACGACUUAACAAAAAAGGUCUUGUAAAUGCUUGGACGGCUGCAGAAAAUGACAGAUGGCCAUGGAUUCAGAUAAACCUGCAAAAGAAGAUGAGAAUCACCGGAGUUAUAACUCAAGGAGCUAAGAGAAUUGGAAGUCCAGAAUAUAUAAAAUCAUACAAAAUUGCAUAUAGCAAUGACGGGAAAUUAUGGGCAACAUACAAAGUGAAAGGCACAAAUGAAGACAUGGUGUUUCAUGGAAAUGUGGAUAAUAAUACACCUUAUGCAAAUUCUUUCACCCCACCAAUAAAAUCUCAGUAUAUUCGACUGUAUCCACAAGUUUGUCGAAGGCAUUGUACUUUGCGAAUGGAGCUCCUUGGAUGUGAAUUAUCAGGUUGCUCUGAACCACUGGGGAUGAAAUCAGGACACAUACAGGAUUAUCAAAUUACUGCUUCUAGCAUCUUCAGAACACUCAACAUGGACAUGUUUACAUGGGAACCUAGAAAAGCUCGACUAGACAAACAAGGCAAAGUGAACGCCUGGACAUCAGGACAUAGUGACCAGUCACAGUGGCUACAGAUUGACCUCCUUGUUCCUACAAAAGUCACUGGCAUUAUUACCCAAGGAGCGAAAGAUUUUGGUCAUGUACAGUUCGUGGGCUCCUAUAAACUUGCCUAUAGCAAUGAUGGUGAGCAUUGGACCAUAUAUCAGGAUGAAAAGCAAAAAAAGGAUAAGGUAUUCCAAGGAAAUUUUGACAACGACACUCACAGAAAGAAUGUCAUUGACCCUCCAAUCUAUGCACAGCACAUAAGGAUCCUCCCUUGGUCAUGGUAUGGCAGGAUCACUUUACGGUCAGAGCUCUUGGGCUGCACAGAAGAGGACUGA